AUGGAAAUGAGCAGCAUGUCCACCAGCGCACACAACUCCACCAUCCGCACUUCCAUUCCGCACCAGCUCAGCUGCUCCAAGCCAGAUGGCCCCCAGUUUCAUGGAAAUAGGGACGGGCAGUGCGCCGGCUCCUCCAAAAUCUUACUUGCGUACAAAAACGCAUCGCAGCACCUGAGUUCGUCAGGAAUUAAAGCGGGGUUGGGGAUAAUUAAAAUAGCCACGUCUCAGUGGAAACAAGACAAGAAGACGCGAUCCGUGAGGCAACUGACCACUGCCAACAACAGCAAUACUUGCAAGAGAUCCCCACUGGAUCAGCUGGCAGCUCUGGUUCUGCACGGCCAAACCCGGCAACGCCAAGUUGUCCAAGAGUACCGACAAGACCCGCUGCACUCCACCAAACCACAGAACUGUAAGCGCAUCGUGGUUCUUGGUGCGCCACGGGUCGGCAAGACCUCCAUCCUAAGAAGAUAUCUUCGGGAUGGCUUUGUGGAGAAGUACAAUCCCACCUCCGAGGAUUUCCUCAGGAAACUGUUUCGUAUCCGAGGGGAGACAUACCAAAUUGACAUCCUGGACGCGUCCAGGGAAAGAGACUUUCCAGCCAAGCGACGACUGUCCAUCCUUACUGGGGACAUUUUUCUUUUAGUGUUCAGUCUGGACGACCGGGGCUCUUUCGAAGAGUUGUGCGCACUACGAACGGAGAUUCUGGCUGCUAAAUCCAAGCUCACCAAAUCCUCCGAGCUGGAUCAGUGCGCACAGCUGCAGGUGCCUCUGGUGGUCUGCGCCAACAAGGUGGAUCUCCUGGAGUCCGAGAGAGAAAUAUCUCAGGCUGAAGUGCUCCAAGUGCUCGGUGAUGACUGUGCGUAUUUUGAAACGUCAGCAAAGGAGAGCACUAAUCUGGACAGAGUCUUCGAGACUUUAGCCAAGCGAGGUGGGCUUCCGACUGAAACUGGCCCGUCUCAGCACCGCAAAGUAUCCCUCCGGUCAUACCAGGCAAUGCGGACCGGCCGUGUGCUGGGGAUGGGCAGCCAGACGCCCGGGCGAGAUGAUGCCUGUGGCGCCUUGUGCCCACUGGCCCGUAGGCCGAGUUUUAGCACGGAUCUCCGACAAGUAAUUGGGCCACAAACUACACGAAAGAGCGGCAAAGCACUGGAGAAAUGUCAGAUUCAGUGA
Molecule: messenger RNA, 1170 nt
Organism: Scomber japonicus (chub mackerel)
Lineage: Eukaryota; Metazoa; Chordata; Actinopteri; Scombriformes; Scombridae
Gene: rasd2b
Product: RASD family member 2b
Exons: 2
Coding region: 1-1170 (389 amino acids)
Molecular function (GO): GTP binding; GTPase activity
Source: RefSeq, a predicted model, not a curated record